CCAGGUGUGUCCCCAGGUGUGUCCCCAGGUGUGUCCCAGGUGUGUCCCCAGGUGUGUCCCCAGGUGUGUCCCCAGGUGUGUCCCAGGUGUUCCCAGGUGUGUGCCCCAGGUGUCCCCAGGUGUGUCCGCAGGUGUGUCCCAGGUGUGUCCCCAGGUGUGUCCCAGGUGUGUCCCAGGUGUGUCCCCAGGUGUGUCCCAGGUGUGUCCCAGGUGUGUCCCCAGGUGUGUCCCAGGUGUGUGCCAAGGUGUGCUCAGGUGCAAAUUCCAGCGAUCUCAAUGUUGGGGGGGUGGGGCCAAGGAUGUUCUGGAGGGGGUCCCCAGCUGUGUGCAGGUGUGUCCAGGUGUGUCCAGGUGUCCCCAGGUGUGUCCAGGUGUGUCCAGCUGUGUCCAGAUGUCCCCAGGUGUGUCCAGCUGUGUCCAGGUGUGUCCAGGUGUCCCCAGGUGUGUCCAGGUGUGUCCAGCUGUGUUCAGACACCGAUCCCGAUGCCGGGAGGGGUCUCGGGGGUCCCCAAAUGUGUCCAGGUGUGUUCAGGUAUAUCCAGGUGCAUCCAGGUGUGUCCAGGUGUGCUCAGGUGUAUCCAGGUGUAUCCAGAUGCCUCCAGGUGUGCCCAGGUAUAUCCAUGUGAGUCCAGGUGCCUCCAGAUGUGUCCAGGUGUAUCCAGGUGUGUUCCAAUUGUGUCCAGGUGUGUCCAGGUGUCUCCAGGUGUGUCCAGGUGUGUGCCAAUUGUGUCCAGGUAUAUCCAGGUGUGUCCAGCUGCCUCCAGGUGUGUCCAGGUGUAUCCAGGUGUCUCCAGGUGCCUCCAGGUGUGUUCCAAUUGUGUCCAGGUGUGUCCAGGUGCCUCCAGGUGUGUUCUGAUAAUAUCCAGGUGCCUCCAGGUGUGUCCAGGUGUGUUCCAAGAAUAUCCAGGUGCCUCCAGGUGUGUCCAGGUGCCUCCAGGUGUGUCCAGGUGUGUUCCGAGAAUAUCCAGGUGGGUCCAGGUGUGUUCCGAGAAUAUCCAGGUGUGUCCAGGUGUGUCCAGGUGUGUCCAGGUGCGACCAGGUGUGUCCAGGUGUGUUCCAAGAAUAUCAGGUGCCUCCAGGUGUGUCCAGGUGCGACCAGGUGUGUCCAGGUGUGUCCAGGUGUGUCCAGGUGCUGCUCCCGGUGCCGGCAGGUCCGGGGGGGGUCAGUGCUCGCCCUCCUGCUCGCCCAGGGCCAGCAGCAGCAGCAGCGCCCAGCCCCCGAGCAGCCCCGCGCUCUGCAGCGCCAGCAGCGCCCAGGGGCUGGGGGUGCGCACCGACAGCAUGGCCGGCACCUGCGGGACACCUGAGAGUCACCUGAGACACCUGAGAGUCACCUGA
This is a messenger RNA of Vidua chalybeata, 1338 nucleotides long. Its product is annotated as keratin-associated protein 10-4-like. The coding region runs from base 277 to 1338 and encodes 353 amino acids. Lineage: Eukaryota; Metazoa; Chordata; Aves; Passeriformes; Viduidae. The record is from RefSeq and is a predicted model, not a curated record. The transcript has 3 exons.